Molecule: messenger RNA, 2407 nt
Organism: Vitrella brassicaformis
Lineage: Eukaryota; Vitrellaceae
Source: the annotation of a GenBank genome assembly
CUGUAUCUCUGUCUAACUGUUUGUUGACGAGACAAGUUUGCACAAUACACAAACCGUUUGUGUCGUGCAGUGCAUGUGUGGGUGUGUGGGCUGGCGGAAUGAAUCGAGUCAGUCAAGGAACGGACGGACUCGAGCAACUCGAUUGAUUGAAAAUGUGAUCGUCGUGUCGCGACUCUGUGAUCGUCGUGCCGCGCCUGUCCGUCCAGCCACUCGACAUGCACCACAUAUCACCUCACCUCACCAGCAGCGUAGCAUGUAUGUGUGUAGAGACCAAACUCACGCAGGCACGCACGCACGCACACAAAAACCACUACACUCGAUCAGCCAGCCAGACAGUCAUUGAUCGGUUCGAUGCCUCCGGCCAUCCCUCGCGUCACGUCACGCUCUGCGCGUGCAGUGUGUCCAUUCACUCACUCUAGUGGAUUGGAUGCAUGGCGGCCAUUCUUUCGAAGCCAGCCGACCGACUUCAUUUCUUCAGACUUGGCGUGCGUGUCUCUAUAUCACGCACCAGAGCGACCGCUGUCCUCGCUGUCUGCCUGCCAGUGUAUAGGGCCCUUCGGGCGCCAAAGCAGGUCUCGCCCCACACACACGCAAAUCCAUCCAAUCCCAGCCCAGGGCCCGGCCAAGCGCACAAUAGUCAGUCAGUCAGUCGGCCAGCCAAGCGAGCUACUCCCCCCCUCUCACUCCACGCGUGCAUCCGAGAAUGGGCAUCACAUCAAACAGUCGGCAAAAGGAACAAAAGGCACGGCACACAGUCGGCACAACACACACGGCCCUGUGUGUACGCUGGUGGCUGUCUGUGUGGUCGGGUCGGUUGUUUAGUGGUAUUUCUGUUUGGCGAGUGAGUAGAGGAGUGUGCCGCCGACAGCGAUGGCCGAGCCGAUGCCGCCCACGAGCGAGAUGGGGUUGCGGAAGACUAUCACCGACGCCAAGAUGAUCACCACACGCUUCAGAGUGUUGGCCACAGCAUGAGUCACCGCAUUCAGUCUAAACACACACACAUCCACCCAACACACGCCUUGAUGUGACGACCGUGUGUGGGGGGGGAGGGGGUAGAUUCUGACCUGCCGAGGGUGAUGAAUGCGACUUCGUUGUAUGAGUAGUACCAGACGCCGGACAGCAGCGUGUACCAGGCAAUGCUCUGCCAGGUGUUGCCGCUGUCGAUGGCCGUCGCCUUUUCCCACUCGCCGCUGAUCUCCUUGCCCUCGAUCAUCAGCGCCACCACUGUGCUCAGGAGCUGAUACACACACACACACAGACACACACACACACACACACACACACAUAUGGGGGGGGUUCAACCAUGGUGGUGUGUGUCGGUGUGAGCUUACCGUCGAGACGAUCGUCAGGAGCGAGUACAGGUUCGCGGAGUCAAGGUUCUCACCGAUCUCCUUGGUGUCCUUCUGAACCCUCUUCGCGAAAAUGCCUACACGCACACAGAGAGAGAGAGAGCAAAGGGCUCUUCUCCGGGCCCCCUGCCCGCCCACCACACGAGUUCGUUCUCACUUCUGAGUGACGAUCCCAGGUUGGAGACCAUUGCGCCGGUGAACGAGAGCCAGGUGAAGGAGAGUUCCUUCAUGGCCGCCACGGCCACGCCGCCCACCACGGGGACGAGCGCCAGGUAAGUGAGCGGGUGGAAGACCUCCUUGAGCAUCACGCCCGCCAGCAAAGCCGUUAUGGCCGGCUCGCCCGCCUUGACGAUGUGCGUGAACGACACCGCACCAGCAGCUGGACAGACACCACACCACACAACCACACAUAGUUCAGUCACAUCACAUGGGACGCCUUCCUGUUGGUUCAGUCAGCGACCUGACCUACCCAUUGACACGGCGGCGCCAGCGUGGACGCCCAAGUGGAAGACGCCCUGUGGGGCGAUUUUCUUCCAGAAUGCGGGCCAGUUGUUGAUGAUGGGCAUCUUGCGGCCGCCGGUGAGCCAGAGUGGCCAGAACCAGAGCCAGCCGAUCCAGAGCUGGAUGGUGGAGAUGGUCCAUGGCAGGUUGAGCAUGUUGACGGCCUUCUUGUUGUGGAUGUUGUACCAGGUGUUGAGGAAGUACCACAGAGCCACCAGACCCAAUGUGAUGAGCGUCUCCCUCAUGUCGCUUGAGGCCGCCUUCUUCUCCUCCUGCGUCAAUGAGUGAGAGAGGACAGGACGACGGACGACAUCGACAAGAGCGCAUGAUUGCCUGCCUGCCAGCCUGGCUGUGGCUGAGUGGCUGAUGUAUGUAUACCUCCUUCUUCUCAUUGUCCCUGAAGGUGCCGUACGCUGCGCCGCGGGUCGUCAUGGUGUGGGCUGCUCGGCUGCCUGGGAGAUCUACCAGACAGGCAGACAGCACGUUCACACACGCCACAUGCACAUGCAGACAGGUUUUCGUUGUCGUGGGGCAGAUGUGGGUACCUGAGCGGUGCC